GUAGCAGACAAUUCCUAGGCCAUCGUCUGUGGGGCAGAAUUGAAAGUCUAGUCAUCGCUACAAUAAUGGCCCGAACGACCGAAAGCUAGGUGCCGACGAUGGGGACGUGGGGCUUCGGCCUAUUCUUCUGGACGGGCAGAGAGAAUGGCAAGGAGGCUGCUCUUCCGAGCUCGUGCUCCAUCCCAUGCCUGCCGCCCGCAAUUUCCAAUUUCCCCGCGUUUCCGUUCCGUCGUCUUGAUAGUUUGGGCAGGCCCUUGAACCGUGGGGGGACGGGCUUAUAAGACGGGUCAUGACCGACAUACAUACACUCUCCUCGACAUUGACAGCCUCAACAGGUACACAACCAUAAAACCAUAACACGCACACCACCGACACAAUGGCCGCCCCUCCAGCCCCCGGCAUCUACCCCCCGGUCCCGACCUUCUUCGUAUCGCGCAAGGCGGCCGACUACAGCGACCACGCCGCCCCCGUCGACGUCGCCGCCCAGGCCGCCCACUCGCUGUACCUGGCCCGCGCCGGCAUCCACGGCCUCGUCGUGCUGGGCAGCACCGGCGAGGCCGUGCACAUGACCAACCAGGAGCGCGCCAAGGUCCUCUCGGGCGUGCGCCAGGCCCUGGACGGCGAGGGCUUCAAAGACUACCCCAUCAUCGCCGGCACGGCCAGCCAGAGCGUCGACGAGGUGGUGGAGCAGCUGCGCGACGCCCACGCGGGCGCGGGCUGCCAGUUCGGCCUGUGCCUGGUGCCCGGCUACUUCGCCGGCGCCGCGGGCCAGGACGGCAUCGUGCGCUGGUUCACCGCCGUCGCCGACCGCUCGCCCAUCCCCGUCAUGAUCUACCACUACCCGGGCGUGUCCAACGGCGUCAAGGUGACCGUGUCCACGUUCGUCAAGCUGUCCAAGCACCCCAACAUCGUCGGCUGCAAGCUCUCGUACGCCGACCUGCCCGCGCACCUCGAGAUCGCGCUGAACCCGGACGUGGACCGAAAGGGGUUCGCCGUCUUCACGGGCCUGGGCUCGCAGCUGUGGCCCGUCGUGGCCGUGGGCGGCGCGGGCGCCGUCGACGGCGUCGCCGCGUUUUUCCCAAGGGCGGUCCUGCGCCUCUUCGCCCUGGCCGGCCUGGUGCGGCCGUCGGACGCCGAGGACGCCGAGCGCAGGCGCCUGCAGUACCUCGUGACGGCCGUCUACACAAAGCUGAUCCCCUUCGGCACCGUCGCCAUCAAGGAGGCCGUCGCCCGCCUGCGCGGCUUCGGCGACCCGGACGGCACCCGCCCGCCGCUGCUGGCCGGCUUCCCCGACGGCGACGCCGAGUGGGCCAGGUGGAAGCCGCUGGUGGACGAGCUGCAGGCUAUCGAGGACAAGCUGUGAGGAGGUUCUGCAUAUAGGUUGCUUCUUUGGGCAUAAAUAAAAUAAUUUUGCUACAUCUAGGCCAUCCAUUUGGCUUUGUGUUGCACUAGGAU
This is a messenger RNA of Gaeumannomyces tritici R3-111a-1, 1455 nucleotides long. RefSeq names its product dihydrodipicolinate synthase. Lineage: Eukaryota; Fungi; Ascomycota; Sordariomycetes; Magnaporthales; Magnaporthaceae. The transcript has a single exon. The coding region runs from base 377 to 1363 and encodes 328 amino acids. The record is from RefSeq and is a predicted model, not a curated record. Gene Ontology annotation, molecular function: 4-hydroxy-tetrahydrodipicolinate synthase activity.